AUUUUAUGUUUUGUCCUUUUCAUAAGCAUGAAACUAAACUUGCAAAAUUAGCUGUUGUUACCAGAUCUGAAUGUUAAGUCAGCAUCUGUUUGAGAGACCUUCAACUUAUCAAGUAUUGCAGGUCUCUGAUUGUUUUGGAACCUCUUCUGAUACCUGUGGACUUAGUUCAAGGCCAGUUAUUUUUUUUUUUCUAAUAGGAUGAACAAAUGGUUAAUUGUUUGCUUUGGUCACUCAAAUGUAGGAUCUUACCUUAUAUAAGUCUAGCUGGAGUCUCUAUUCAGUGACAUCCUUACCUUUCUAAUCACAGACUCUCCUCCUCAGAAGUUUUGCAUUAGAUUUGCAAAAUGAUGACCAUAUCUUUGAUCUGGGGGAUUGUUGUAGCAGUGUGCUGUUGUUUAUGGCUUAUUCUUGGAAUGAGGAGAAGACAAAUGGGUGAACCACCUCUGGAGAAUGGGCUGAUUCCGUACCUGGGAUGUGCUCUGAAAUUUGGUGCCAAUCCUCUUGAGUUCCUGAGAGCAAAUCAAAGGAAACAUGGUCACGUUUUCACCUGCAGAUUGAUGGGAAAUUAUGUUCACUUCAUCACAAAUCCCUUGUCAUACCAGAAGGUGUUGUGCCAUGGAAAAUACUUGGAUUGGAAAAAGUUUCACUUCAGUACUUCUGCAAAGGCAUUUGGGCACAGAAGCAUUGACCCAAGUGAUGGAAAUACCACUGAUAAUAUAAAUAAAACUUUCAUCAAAACCCUGCAGGGCGAUGGCUUGAAUUCCCUCACAGAAGCCAUGAUGGAGAACCUCCAACUUGUCAUGCGACGUCCGCUGGUAUCUAAAUCAAAGAUGUCUGCCUGGGUGACGGAAGGGAUGUAUUCCUUCUGCUACCAAGUGAUGUUUGAAGCUGGGUAUUUAACUCUCUUUGGCAAAGAUCUUACAGGGCAAGAUGCACAAAAAGGACUCAUUCUGAAUAACCUUGACCACUUCAAGGAAUUUGACAAAAUCUUUCCGGCUCUGGUAGCAGGCCUCCCUAUUCAUGUGUUCAAGACCGCACAUCACGCUAGGGAAAAGCUGGCAGAGGGCUUGAGGCAUGAGAACCUCGGAAAGAGAGACCGUAUCUCAGAACUGGUCAGGUUUCUGAAUGACAUGCUUUCCACCUUAGACGACAUGGAUAAGGCUAAGACACACCUUGCUCUCCUCUGGGCGUCCCAAGCAAACACCAUUCCGGCGACUUUCUGGAGCUUAUUUCAAAUGAUUAGGAGCCCUGAAGCAAUGAAAGCUGCUACUGAAGAAGUGAAUAAAACACUAGAAAACGCUGGCCAGAAAAUCAGCUUUGACGGCAGUCCUAUUUGUUUGAAUCAAAUGCAACUGAAUGACAUGCCCGUGUUAGAUAGCAUCAUCAAGGAGUCUCUGAGGCUUUCCAGUGCCUCCCUGAACAUCCGGACUGCCAAAGAGGACUUCACUUUGCACCUCCAGGACAGUUCCUAUAACAUCCGCAAAGAUGACAUCAUAGCUCUUUACCCGCAGUUGAUGCAUUUCGAUCCAGAAAUCUACCCAGACCCUUUGACCUUUAAAUACGAUCGAUAUCUUGAUGAAAAUGGGAAGACAAAGACCACCUUCUAUAGUAAUGGAGUAAAGUUAAAGUAUUACUACAUGCCCUUUGGGUCAGGAGCAACAAUUUGUCCGGGAAGAAUAUUUGCUGUCCAGGAAAUCAAACAGUUUUUGAUUCUGAUGCUUUCCUAUUUUGAACUGGAGCUUGUGGACAGCCAGGUUAAAUGUCCCCCUUUGGACCAAUCCCGUGCAGGCUUGGGCGUUUUACCACCAUUAAAUGAUAUUGAGUUUAAAUAUAAAUUCAAACAUUUGUGAACAUAUGGUUGGAAGCAGAGGACAUGAGAUGAUGUUACCAGCCUGCAGAACACCAUCAUGGACAGUCGCCUUUGGCAAUGGUGGCACUGAGUCAGCGUGGUCCAGCUCCAUACUUGGAUGCUUGCUUCUGAAUCUAAACAUUUUGGUGGCAGUUUCCAGAUGCUAUCUCAGACUGUGCUAGUGAAAAACCCUUGUUUCUAGAAGCACAAUGAUAUGUUUUCAUUUGAAUAAGUCAGUGAAUGUUCAUCUAGCCAGGCACUGAAAUUAUUUUCAGAGGAAAAUGUCUUUUUUUUUUUUCCACAAUGAAGAUAUUCCAAUUGGCAAAAGGUUCUUAUCUUUUUUUUUUUCCUAAGGAAACAGCUUUAUUUUU
Mustela erminea (ermine) is the source of this 2220-nucleotide messenger RNA. Its product is annotated as cytochrome P450 7A1. Bases 345 to 1850 code for a protein of 501 amino acids. The transcript has 6 exons. The record is from RefSeq and is a predicted model, not a curated record. NCBI's taxonomy places the organism in Eukaryota, Metazoa, Chordata, Mammalia, Carnivora, Mustelidae. Gene Ontology annotation, biological process: cholesterol homeostasis; bile acid biosynthetic process; cellular response to glucose stimulus. Gene Ontology annotation, molecular function: iron ion binding; heme binding; cholesterol 7-alpha-monooxygenase activity.